UACUGGAUUUUUUAGGAGGAAGUCUCCGCUGCUUGAGAUUUUUUAGGGCGAAGGCAAUAUUUUCAUCUGGCAACACUGUUCACACUGGUCGCGACGGCGCGUUUUGUUCGGUUCCUCGUAAUUCCUUAAAACUUAAUUAAAAAGAGUUAUUUAUAAUUAGCGAAACGCCAACAGUACUCGCAAUAGUUCGCACUUGAACAAACAAAUGAAAAGUGUUUCCUGCAAGCCGUAAAACCGGGAUAGUGCAACUGGGUAAAAAGUUCCAGGAAUUCCUGAGCCUGUUGCUCUCUACGCAAGUGAGAGUGUGUGCGCGGGUGUCUCGGUGUUCGUAUUGGCGUGCGCUCAGCUGUGCCUGCCGCGCGGCGCUAUAUUGUUUAUAAAGUGUUUAUUUUUUCGCAGUAUGCAAAUACUGAACAAGCCGGUCGGUUGAUUCUUCGUAUUGCCUCGCCGCGUCGUCUUCGCCGCGCGAACGAAAGUGAUUUGUUGUUGUUUACUAAAUAUCGGUCCCGCUAUUCUCCAAUUCUCCAAUUUGGGGUUUGUUGUUAGCGAGUGCGGUCUCCAUCUUUGUGGUUGUUGUUGUAAUGCGGUCGGGUCAUUGCUUCAAAUUGCUUAAUCAACGGCACUUGUGAUACUCUUUCUUCUCAAGAUGAUGAUGGGCACCAAUAGAAGCAUCAAGUCAUCUUCAUCGAUGCGAUCCAGCAGUAAAUCCUUUCAGGCCCAAUUGGAUAGAUUGUCGGAGCUGCUUUACGAUGUGGUAAAAUCUGGUUCGAUGGUCAAAAGGGCCCAAAACAAGAAACGCUUCACGCCCGUGAAUUACAAACAUCGCUGGUUCGAGUUGACCAAGCAAACGCUCUCCUAUUUCGAUGUGGAAAACGUGGAGCGGAGACGCGAACGUGGACGCAUCCAUUUGAAGGGCGUUCGUCUCGUGGAGGAGGCCACUGUCAGCGGGGAAGGCGGCGAUCCCUCGGCACCGGAUGGUUAUCCGUUCCAAGUGGGCUACUGUGAGAUCUCUGCAUCGGCGAAUCCCCAGCAGCUGUUGGAGAAAGGCAGCAUCGGCGGAGGAGGAACUGGAAACGGAGUCGAGGGUCAGCUGAAUUUCCGUUCAGCGGUGCCACAGUACACACUCUAUGUGAUUGCCCCCAGCGAAAAGGAGCGCAGCGAGUGGAUCCGUGCCAUACGACAAGUUUGCGAGGAUAGUAAUACUCCCAAGUCCUAUCGUUAUCAUCCCGGUUUGUGGUCUGGCAAAAAGUGGAGUUGCUGUAAAGGAAUAUCCAGAACCACAUUUGGCUGCAGAGCUGCUGCUCAUUGGCGUGAGGCCAACAAUAAUCCAAGCAACGGCAGUUCUCCAGCCCAGAAUUCAACGCGCAGCAUCAGCCCGAACAGCUCGACGACCAACAGCCAGUUCAGCCUGCAGCACAACAGCUCCGGCAGUCUCGGCGGCGGUGUAGUUGUGGGCAGCGGAGUGGGAGUGGGCGUGGGAGGCGGAGGCGGCCUUGGCCUAGGCGUCGGAGGAGGUGGAGGAGGAGGUGGUGGCGGCAGUUGCACGCCCACAUCGCUGCAGCCUCAGUCCUCGCUGACAACUUUCAAGCAGUCGCCAACUUUAUUGAACGGCAACGGAACUCUAUUGGAUGCCAAUAUGCCGGGCGGAAUACCCACACCAGGAACCCCCAAUUGCAAAGCCAAGGAUAAUUCACACUUUGUGAAAUUGGUGGUGGCCCUGUAUCCCUUCAAGGCCAUCGAAGGCGGCGAUUUAUCGCUGGAAAAGAAUGCCGAGUACGAGGUCAUCGAUGACUCCCAGGAGCACUGGUGGAAGGUCAAAGAUGGCCUAGGCAAUGUCGGCUAUAUACCCAGCAACUAUGUCAAGCCCAAGGCUUUGCUUGGCCUCGAGCGUUAUGAAUGGUAUGUGGGCGACAUGUCGCGACAGAGAGCCGAAUCCCUGCUCAAGCAGGGCGACAAGGAGGGCUGCUUUGUGGUGCGCAAGUCAUCGACCAAGGGUCUCUACACAUUAUCGCUGCAUACCAAAGUUCCACAAUCGCAUGUGAAGCACUAUCACAUCAAGCAGAAUGCCCGCUGCGAGUAUUAUCUGAGCGAGAAGCAUUGCUGUGAAACUAUACCCGAUCUGAUCAACUAUCAUCGCCACAACUCUGGCGGCUUGGCCUGUCGCCUCAAAUCCUCGCCCUGCGAUCGCCCCGUGCCACCAACGGCUGGCUUGUCCCACGACAAAUGGGAGAUCCAUCCCAUGGAACUGAUGCUGAUGGAGGAGCUCGGCUCCGGUCAGUUCGGUGUGGUGCGGCGUGGCAAGUGGCGCGGUUCGAUCGAUACGGCCGUCAAGAUGAUGAAGGAGGGCACCAUGUCCGAGGAUGAUUUCAUCGAGGAGGCCAAGGUGAUGACCAAGCUGCAGCAUCCGAAUCUGGUGCAGCUGUAUGGCGUGUGCUCCAAGCAUCGACCCAUUUACAUUGUCACCGAGUACAUGAAGCACGGCUCCUUGCUGAACUACUUGCGGCGGCACGAGAAGACCCUCAUUGGCAACAUGGGCCUGCUCCUGGACAUGUGCAUACAAGUGAGCAAGGGCAUGACCUAUCUGGAGCGUCACAACUAUAUACAUCGCGAUCUGGCUGCCCGCAACUGUCUGGUGGGCUCCGAGAAUGUGGUUAAGGUGGCGGACUUUGGCCUGGCGCGAUAUGUCCUGGAUGAUCAGUACACCAGCUCGGGUGGCACCAAGUUUCCCAUCAAGUGGGCACCGCCCGAGGUCCUCAACUACACGCGCUUCUCCUCCAAGAGCGAUGUGUGGGCUUAUGGUGUACUCAUGUGGGAGAUCUUCACCUGUGGCAAGAUGCCCUAUGGCCGCCUCAAGAACACCGAGGUGGUGGAGCGUGUGCAGCGCGGUAUUAUUCUAGAGAAACCAAAGUCGUGUGCCAAGGAGAUUUAUGAUGUCAUGAAGUUGUGCUGGUCACAUGGACCCGAGGAGCGUCCCGCUUUCCGUGUGCUUAUGGACCAGCUGGCUCAAGUGGCCCAGACGCUGACCGACUAAGAAGAUUGCACUGAAAGCAUCAUUAAAACAUAUUGUGAAGAAGAUUACAACAGAUAUAUAUAUAUAAAAUAUAAAUAUAUAUAGAUUUAUGCACAAGUUACCCAGACGAUACUUGGGCCAACUUGGAUUAUUUGAUAAAAAGCGAGCGAUUUAAUGAUAUCAUUAUGUUUAUAUGAACGCGUUAAUACUGACAGUCACAUACAUUUAUAUAUAUAUAGCUACUACUAUAUAUAUAAAGGAUAAAGAGAUAAUGCGUUUAAAGUAUAUAUAUAUAGUGUAAACUGUAGUUAAUAGGCCAAUUUUUGAUACAUUUCACAUGAUUACGACAUAUAUAAGAUAUGGUAUGAAUAUGAUAUGAUACGAUAUGAAUAUGACAUGAUAUAUGAUAUUUAAUUGUGCUUUUUAAAAAGAUAGCGAUAGCCACUGUGCUCUAAGUAAAAAUGAUGAAACAAGAAACAAGAAAACUGAUUAAGCAUUAAAAACCUAAAAAGUAAGCCUCAAACUGAUAAGAAGGAUAAAGAUAAAUGAUGGAUAAACGAUGAUGAUGAUGAUAAAUGGAA
Drosophila serrata is the source of this 3591-nucleotide messenger RNA. It is a transcript of the gene Btk, whose product is annotated as tyrosine-protein kinase Btk29A. Gene Ontology annotation, molecular function: protein binding; ATP binding; protein tyrosine kinase activity. The record is from RefSeq and is a predicted model, not a curated record. Lineage: Eukaryota; Metazoa; Arthropoda; Insecta; Diptera; Drosophilidae. Gene Ontology annotation, biological process: intracellular signal transduction; protein phosphorylation.